Messenger RNA from Saxophila tyrrhenica, 876 nucleotides. RefSeq lists its product as uncharacterized. Bases 1 to 876 code for a protein of 291 amino acids. The record is from RefSeq and is a predicted model, not a curated record. NCBI's taxonomy places the organism in Eukaryota, Fungi, Ascomycota, Dothideomycetes, Mycosphaerellales, Extremaceae. The transcript has 2 exons.
AUGUCCAAUGAGAUGAGGCGAGAGAUGGGUGCACCGGCACACAGAGAUAGCUUAGUGCUGGCUGAUCUCUCUGUCUCUGGGCCGUAUCCAGAUCCGCGGAAUACCAGCGAUUGGGAUGCACGCCUUACUUUAAGCGAGCAGAGAGACCGGGUGCAAGAGGACAUGGACUGGAACCGAGCGAUCUUGAACGAAAAUGGUGCGUAUUUCAACGCCUCUCGCACCUCAAUAGAGCAGUAUCUCGCGAUCGUAGCACAUGCUCCUCAGUUCCACACCCCGUCCACGGAUACCUUUGUAGUUAUCCAAGAAGGUGCCGGAUUCGCUAAACCAGAUGCCUCCGUGGCCCGUCGCACAAGUCACACAGAGGUAGCACCAGCGUCUGCCGUGCAAAACGAAAUGUUCCCCUUGUCCGCUGGGUUGGAUGCUUCGCAAUCUUAUACCUCUGCUGCAGCGGCCCCCGGUUCUAUGCCACCACCAUCAAACAGCUUUCUAUGUUCUUCUCAGAACCAGCGUUUCACAAACAUGGCCGAAGUCCUGCAGAACACGCCUAACUCCAUUCUCUCGGUUCUCGAGGGGUCGAUCGAACAGCUCAGACAAGAGGCAUCGGCACUGCAAGAGAUAGAGCUCACGACGCUCAAGGAUCAGCAGGCCUUUGUCAUGACCCAGAUUUUCAAGCUGAAAGAGCUUCUCGGUCGUCAGCAUACCCUCAGCGCUACUGUGGAGCGACAAGUUCCUAUGCCACCGAGUUACAGUGCCGAGAAGCUGGCAGACAUGGCAGCGAGCCUGGAGCGGGUGAAGCUAGCGCUUCGGGACAAGGUCCGUGCUGUCCUUCACUGGCUCCAGGGGCAGCCCAUAGAUAUGGAGGAACUCUUCCGUUAA